Lacerta agilis (Sand lizard) is the source of this 2920-nucleotide messenger RNA. RefSeq names its product F-box protein 43 (gene FBXO43). The transcript is spliced from 6 exons. Gene Ontology annotation, molecular function: protein binding. Bases 601 to 2628 code for a protein of 675 amino acids. Gene Ontology annotation, biological process: negative regulation of meiotic nuclear division; regulation of mitotic nuclear division. Lineage: Eukaryota; Metazoa; Chordata; Lepidosauria; Squamata; Lacertidae. Gene Ontology annotation, cellular component: nucleus. The record is from RefSeq and is a predicted model, not a curated record.
CCCUCUCUUUGCCGGUCUUGCGCGUGGCACGUCCGUUCUGAGCUACUCUCCUAGGAGGCAACGCAGAGGAAGAGGGAGCGGAGGAGAGAAGCUGCAGCAGUUGGGAAAAGGCGGGUAGUUCAAAACUGAGCGAGGGAAAACCACGGCAGGCGCACGCGGGCAGUGCAGCGGGAGGCGUUUCUCUUUCUCGCUUAAGGCAACGCUCUGGAGCUGAGGCGAGCUGGAGCAGGGGAAGCCCAGAGCUGCUGUUGCUGCUUUUUCUCCAACAGGCAGAGAGCAGCGCUCUUUCUGCAUAGUUCUUGCGCUCAGUCCCUGCCAGUUCUUGGGAUGGGUGCGAAUUCGUUCCCUUUUAAAAGCCCUCUUUAAUCACUCUUCCCAGCCGCCGCCGCCGCCCCCCACCCAUCUCUUGCUCCACAUUCGGAAGCAGAGCCCUUUUCACCGUCUCCAUUGACUUGUACGAGGAUUUGGGGUGUGUGGAACUGCUGCUGGUGAUGUUUUGCACUCAAGCAUCCUAGGUGAUGCCUGUACAGUUGUGGAGUAUUUAUUUAACUUCAGCCUCCUUGUGACUCCAUCAGGAUCAUAACCAGUUCCAAGCACAAGAUGUCAGAAAGCCACUCAAUUCUAUCCAGUAUUCUUAAAAGAGGCAGACUGACCUCUCCCGGCAACAGUGCAAGAUAUUUCAGCUUUAAAGAUUCUUGCUCCCCUUCCAUAUUUCAUGACAGUGGAUACAAUGGAUCAUUAAAAGACCCAAGCUUUGAUUAUAAUGAUGCAGAACAUAAAGGCGAACAGAAUGAAACAGGCCUGUCUGAAUAUUCAAAACAUGCACAUUCCAGUUUAAGCACUUCAUUGUCUCCCAUUGACCAUGAAAAUGUUAUCUUUUUAUCAGAAAGAAAGGAACCAAUUACACAUACAGACUUAUAUGAAACACCAAAACUUGUUAAAAAAGACUUGUCACUCCGCAGAAGAUUGAUUGUGUCUAAAUCAGCUUCUGUUGGUUCUUUGGGGUGUUCUGAAAAACAAGUAUCUUCAGGGAGCUGUCAGAAAAAAGCAUGUUUAGCUCACUUUCUUAGUCUUGAUGAAAUAAUUUCAAAAUGUGCCUUGGAUUCUCCAAGAGAGAAGAGCUACAAGCCUUUGGCUACUAGUACUUUAAAAAGUGAGGACCCUAUUUCUGGUUGUCAGAAACUCAGGCUUGUUUUCUCUCAGCAGAGAACAUCUACAAUAGAUGAUUCAAAAUCUAAAGGCAGCUGCUUGUCCGAGCCAGGUUGUUUAUCUCCAAUCCAGCCUAAAUCAUCUACAAAUACACCUAAUAUUUUUAUUGACAAUGUUCUUAAUAGUUUUACUGAUCAAAGCACUUGUCCAGAAUUGAUUGAAACUCCUAACUGUACUUUGUCUGAGACAAAUGAAGAUAGAUUUACCACACCCAUCAAUAGUCUUGUAGAAGGAUUUAGUCUUAAUAUAUCUGAAAUAAAUACCCCUCCAGUUAAAGAAAUAAGUGACUUGAGCCUAUCAACCCCUGGUAGCAACAGCUAUAAUUCACUUAGUUUAGAUAAAUUGGAGGAGUCCUUGUCAGAACAUGAGGGAUCUUUCCAAGAACUACUUCAAAAACGCACGGAAUCAUCUAGCACUCUAAACUCUAAAAGAAAGGUAAGAAAGCUACAACGCUCAAGAAGAUUAUCCACACUUUCAGAAUGUGGUUCACAAUCAGAAAAAGAGGAGGACUGUGAUACCACUGUUGCUCAUUCAAAAUGCAUGCUAAAGAUAGCUGGCUCUAUCAACGAAGGCAAUGAAUUGGUUUUUCAUGAGGAUGACAAAUGCAUGGCUCCAGAUUUUGGCAGUCUGUCAAGGACCCCUGCUUUGCAGAUAGUGCAUGAGCUUUUUAUGCAAAACAGAAGUAAAAGAACAAAAGAAGGUGACCUGUUGAAGAAAAUUGAUGGAGCUGACAUAUCUGCGCUGAAGUGUAUUGUGGCUCAACUCAUUGGCAGGAAAAUGGGCAUUGAGAAACUAGAUAUAUUAACAGAAUUAAGAAUCAGAGACUUAAGACAUGUUCUUACUUUGAUUUUAGAUAUCCUGACUGUGGAAAGCCUAUGCAGUAUGUGGAAAGUAAGCAAGAACUGGCGAGAAAUUGUUAUACAAGAUAGACAUGCAAAUCGGAGGAGAAAGUUGUACAUAAAACAGCUGACAGUUGAAGCUAAGAGACACCUGCCAGAUACUGAAGAUGCUGCCACUAGACUUCUGAUGACCAGAUUUGCACUACGAUCAGUCCAGGCUCAAGCAAAACCUGCUGUAUUACAAAUGCAGCCCUCUUGUGACGAGUCUUUGACACCUCGUGGAUGCAGCCCUGUUCUUCAGUCAGCUAGUAAAGAAGAAGUGUGUGUAAAGGUUGCCCAAUCCCUCUUCAGUGACGAAGCUUUAAAACCUUGUCCAAGAUGUCGGUGUCCUGCAAAAUACCAAGUCUUUCAAAAAAGAGGACUCUGUAGCCGGGAAGACUGUGCAUUUGACUUCUGCACUUUAUGUCUUUAUGCCUUCCACGGAUCAAGAGACUGUAGCAGUCCAUCUGCUAAACGACAAAACAUAAAAGAUGCUCUGCCAGGAAGUGUAAAAAGCAAGAGAAACUUAAAACGUCUCUAAAUAUCUUCGAAUGAAUGGAACGUAUUUCCCCUCCCCUUCAAUUCUCUAUUUUGUAUAGGUAGCACUUUUAAACAAUUAUGCAUUUUGAAAGUAUUACAUAUUGUAAUUUUGACCAUUAAUCAAGUUGAUAAUUUAAUUCUCUGUGUAAAUAUCCUAAACUUGACUUUUGAUACAUUUCAGAAAAAAAGUGAAAACAUUUUAAACUCCUUUUGUCUUGGUGUUUGUCACUUUGCCAGACACAUUCAAUGAGAUUUCAAUAAAGUACUUUCAAUGUAGUUUUCACUACAUCUUA